Messenger RNA from Uloborus diversus, 1241 nucleotides. RefSeq names its product protein HGH1 homolog. NCBI's taxonomy places the organism in Eukaryota, Metazoa, Arthropoda, Arachnida, Araneae, Uloboridae. Bases 130 to 1215 code for a protein of 361 amino acids. The record is from RefSeq and is a predicted model, not a curated record. The transcript is spliced from 6 exons.
AACUUGAAGGUUAAUUAAAAGUUAACUCCAACGUGGUGUGUAUCUGUAACGUGCCAUUGUCAUAUGAUGUAUUGUUUUAGACUGAGUGUGAAUAUUUAUACCAUAUAAAAAGAUUAAUACUCCAGUAAAAUGCUUCACAUGACAUCAAAAGUAGAUGAUGAACUCUUUGAAAUUAUUGAAAGUACAUCGACUUCUUUAGAUGCUAAACAUAAAGGCUGGGAGCUGAUUUUAGGACUUACUGCAACUACUGAUGGUCUGAGUCAUGUGAUAACUUCACAGAAGUACAUUCCAUUUAUUUUAUCCUACAUACGACAAGAGGAAGCAAUUCAUGAAUGUGUUCAUCUUGCCUACAAAUGCUUAAUAAGUAUAUCAAAUCAAGAAAGGGGCGCCUGUGCAAUAUUAGAUGUGGAAAAAGACUUCAUUUCAUACUUGAUAAAUAAUAUUUCAAGUAGCUCAGAUUUUAUUGAGACAAAGUGUUACAUUCUGUCUAACAUGUCAUCCCAUUCUAGCAUUGUGGAAGAUAUUGCUAAGUGUAUGUGUUCUUCUGAGGGUACAUUGAACAAUAUGAAGAAAUCCUUUUUUAGCCUUGAAAGUUGUGAAAGAAAAAAAUAUGAUUUCUUGGCUUUAGUAUUUGCUAAUCUUAUACGCUUGCCUAUUUGCAGGAGAAUUAUUUUAGAGGACAAAAAUUUUAUGGACAGCAUUUGUGUAUGCUUCAAUGCUUCAGAAUCUGAAGUGAGACGUAUUGGAGCAGCUUUAAUGCUCCGGAAUUGUUGCCUUGAAAUAUCUCAUCAUGAGAAGUUAUUAAACGAUUUUGAGAUCCUUCCUACAAUUUUACUUCCACUUAUGGGACCUGAAGAGUAUGAAGAAGAAGAAAUGGAUAAAUUGCCUCAAGAAUGCCAAUAUUUAGAAGAUUCUAAAGAAAGAGACAAAAGUCCUUUUGUCCGCAGAAUUUUAGUUCAAGUCCUAAUUUUGCUAUGCUACUCUGAAAACGGGUGGAACAUUUUAAAGUCAAGAGGUGUGUAUUACGUUGUACGUGAAUUGCACAAGUGGGACAAAGAUUCACAAGUCAUUGAAGCCAUUGAACAUCUCGUCACAUAUUUACUAGUAGAAACAUAUUCUUUGAAAAAUCCUGAUGGAAGUAAAAUUUCUGAAGAAACUCUCUUAGAGGAGUUAAAAACAGACUUCUUAAGUGAUUUGCCUGAUUUUGUUGUAUAAAAUGUUUUGUAUUAAAAAAUAAUAAA